Molecule: messenger RNA, 1983 nt
Organism: Diaporthe amygdali
Lineage: Eukaryota; Fungi; Ascomycota; Sordariomycetes; Diaporthales; Diaporthaceae
Exons: 1
Coding region: 1-1983 (660 amino acids)
Source: RefSeq, a predicted model, not a curated record
AUGGCCAAUGGGUUGGACAGGCUGGAGAGGCUGUUCUCCAAGCGGAAAUCUGCACCUGCCCGUGACACGACGGCGUCCAACAUAAACGGCAGUGCUCCCCCCGCUUCUGCGCAGCCAGAGCCGGACUCCCCAUUGCAGGAGACCACUUUCCCCCCUCCAUCUUUCAUAAGACCUAAGGCAAAUCGCAUGCACGCCCGUGACGAGUUCGAGCUUCCGUCGCCUAUCUCAGUCGCUCGUGCCAGCUCUUCUGAUUCUGCAAGAAACAGCCGCCGGCUCUCACAUCUCGACACACGAGAUAUGAACGACAAGAGGCGCCGAAGUGGCCCCUCGACCACUGCUGCUUUUCAUCUUCCCAGUCGGACCUCUUCAUUGCUUGCCAGGAGACACGACAGAAAACCGGGUGGACCAAUCCAGCUGCAUCUCCCUGGUGGAACAACAAGCACCGACAAGCCUACAUCUCACUCUUCUCAGUCCCCAUCUGCGGAUACAACAGCCACCAAAUCAGAAGACCAAAAGGUAGCCCAACGACAUCUCCUUGAAGCAUUGCCUAUUUAUCCAGCAGUCAAAGUCGAGACGCCUCCUGCCUCUGACCAGGAUGAGUUCAACUUUCCUUCACCGCCUUCCAGUACACGUGGACGAUUACCACCCGCCAUCCUUAGCCCAUUUACACCAGAGCCUUCACCUGAUAUGAUACCACAGCGCGACUCCGUACUAAGUGAGCCAAAGACGAGUAGCGAUCUCAGGCGUGCCUCGAUAUCCACGGUCCCAUCUAGACGAGCGACAGUGGCCACUAUCUCCAGCACUGCAUUACUGGACGACGACUGGAGAGACUCAUACAUACAUGAUCCCCAGAUCACAGCCAGCCCGAAGUCGGAAACCGUGUUCCAGGAACCUAGAGUCCAAGACUUCCUCGCUUUGACGGCUGAUGACCUGGCUGAAGUGAGGACCAAAGUGCCGUCAAAUCCACCCCUAAGGCUGCCACCUCCUCCACCAGUGCUGCCUCCGGGCAUGCGGUCUCCACCAUUCUCUCCCAGCAGACGAGGCAGCAAUAUGCUGGGCCCUCUCGCUCCAGAUGAGGUCGCUGCCUUCCAAGCAGCCCGUAUCGCCAAGAAGUACGACUUCGACUUCCUCUAUGUCGUCAAUUUCUGGCCAAAAGAAAUGCUCCACCUCCACCGCCCAAGCGAAACACUUCGACACUCCUCGAUACCCAGCACCGCGCUCUCCUCGCCCACCUCAUCCUUCUCAAAGCCGCCCUCCAUCCUCUACUCCCCGAUAUCCGAAUGCCCCACCACGAAGAACUCGACACCUCGCCACUCCCUACAGGCUCCGCCGUCUGAGGCAAGCAGCAACGACUACCACCACAUCGCAGACUGCUGUCCCGAGUCCGCUGGGCCCGGCCCGCGCACCGCCAUGGCCGGCCGCCUGCUCGCCGCCUACGGGCUCAACACGCUGGACGGGCCCUUCCGCGCAGGCACCAGGGCGCACCGCAAGAUCCUGCGCGAGGGCACAGACGGCUGGAUCGAGUACCGCAAGUCAGAUGCCCAGGACAACGAGUUCGCCCGCGGCUACGCCCGCUCCUACUACACGGCGUCCGACGAGGACGAGCAAGGGGGUUCGCCCCGGCGGGCGUCGGCCCCGGAGAGCGGCAAAAGCGCCGCGGCGUCCGCGUCCGCGUCCCGGCUGGUGACGCAGAUGGAAGGUGCGAUCUCGGUGCGCCAGUCAUUCAGUUCGGCCGUGGCAGCAGGCAAGGCGGCUGCGGGAACCAGGAAUUCCGCGCAGAAAGGAGCCCGCGUCAACCGCGGCAUCGUGUUCGCGGCGUACCGCCGGCCCAGGAGCCACGGCGGCACGGUGCACAGCAGCCGGGCGGAGCUGGACGCGCUCGAGAGGGAGGCCCAGGCGCUGGUGGACCUGGUUCUUGACUUCCACCAGGACCGCCGGAGGUGGCAGGUCUACCAGGAGGCAAGGAGGGCUUCGGCGGAUUAA